Molecule: messenger RNA, 1605 nt
Organism: Diabrotica balteata
Lineage: Eukaryota; Metazoa; Arthropoda; Insecta; Coleoptera; Chrysomelidae
Source: the annotation of a GenBank genome assembly
GCAGUUGCGUUUUAUUGCACACAAGUAGCAACAAGGCUAUUAGAAUAAUGUAUUUAACGAUAUUCUCGUGCUUAGCACUUUGUGUAGGUAUAGUGUAUUUAUAUUUAAAAUGGAAGUUCACCUAUUGGAAACGGGCAGGACUGGAAUACUUAGAGCCCGAUCUAAUUUACGGUAACAUUAAAGAUAUGGUUCAACAGAAGAUAUCUAUGGGAGAACAGUUUCGUAAUAUAUAUAAUCAAUUUAAAGCGCAAGGACUAAAGCAUGGUGGUAUAUACUUUUUCUUCUUUCCUACCUAUGUUCCUGUUGACUUGGAUAUUAUUAAAAAUAUUUUUAUACGAGAUUUUGAAUAUUUUGUGAAUCAUGGUGUGUACAAAAAUGAAGAGUUUGAUCCUCUUUCUGGACAUCUGUUUGCUUUGGAAGAUGAUAAAUGGAGAAAACUUAGAGCCAAAUUGUCACCUACGUUUACAACUGGAAAAAUUAAAAUGAUGUUUCAAACACUUUGUUCUACAUCUAAGGGAUUAUAUGAAGUUUUAGAAGAUCAUGCUAAAUUUAAUGAAGUAUUGGAUAUAAAAGACGUAGUAGCCAGAUUUACAACUGAUGUCAUAGCAUCAAUUGGAUUUGGAUUAGAAUGUAAUUCUCUAAAAAAUCCAAACGAAGAAUUUAGGCAUAAAGGACGCAAGUUAUUUGAUUUAAGUGCCAUUGAACGUUUCAAAGAGAUACUUACGUUUAUAUUACCGCUGAAACUUAUAAAUUUUCUUAAUAUAAAGCAAUUUCCUAAUGACGUUAACAACUUUUUUCUGAACGUAGUACAAAAAACUAUAGACUAUAGGGAAAAAAAUAUGAUUAGCCGAAAGGACUUUAUGCACUUGCUGCUGCAAUUGAAAAAAUCGGGAAAAGUUGCCGACGACAAGUUUAUAUUCAAGCAAGAGAGUGAAAAAGAUGGCGCUAAUUUUAUAACUUUUAAUGAACUGGCAGCGCAGUGUUUAAUAUUUUUUGUUGCUGGUUUUGAAACGUCAUCAACUGCUGUAAGUUUUGCUUUGUUGGAGUUGGCUAGAAACCAAGAUAUUCAGAAAAAACUUAGGGAUGAAAUUAAAACUGUGAUAAAUAAGCACAAUAAUGAGUUGACUUACGAUGCAAUAAUGGAAAUGAAAUAUUUAGAACAAGUGAUUUAUGAAACUCUUAGAAAACAUCCACCUACUCCAAAUCUUCCAAGAAAAUGUACUAAAGAUUAUACCGUUCCUGGAACUAGUGUAACGAUUAAAAAGGGAAUGCAAGUUAUUAUUCCAAUACUGGCUAUUCAGAAUGAUCCAGAUGUUUAUCCAGAUCCUGAAAAAUUUGAUCCGGAUCGGUUUACAGAUGAAAAUAAAGCCAAAAGACACCCAGCAGCAUUCUUAACAUUUGGGGAGGGUCCUCGAUAUUGCUUAGGAGCUCGCCUUGGUUUGAUGCAAACCAAAGUAGCAUUAAUCACAUUUAUUAACAAUUUUCAAGUGGACGUGCACACAAGAACCAAACUUCCUGUACAAUACAUUUCCCAACGAUUUAUUCUGGCAAUGGAGGGUGGUAUAUGGUUGUCAAUUUCUAAACUGAAAUAAAACUUUUACACGU